This is a messenger RNA of Monoraphidium neglectum, 768 nucleotides long. Its product is annotated as leucyl-tRNA synthetase. Gene Ontology annotation, biological process: leucyl-tRNA aminoacylation. The transcript has 8 exons. The record is from RefSeq and is a predicted model, not a curated record. Gene Ontology annotation, molecular function: ATP binding; leucine-tRNA ligase activity. The coding region runs from base 1 to 768 and encodes 255 amino acids. Lineage: Eukaryota; Viridiplantae; Chlorophyta; Chlorophyceae; Sphaeropleales; Selenastraceae.
AUGGCGCAGGACGGGGAGGGCAAGCCGUCCGCGCGUCGUGAUCUGCUUCUUAGUAUUCAGAAAGAGCAGCAGGCCAAGUGGGAGGAUGCCAAGGCGUUCGAGGCGCGUGCGCCUGCACCAGGCGAGGCCGCCCCCGAGGGCAAGUUCUUUGGGAACUUUCCCUAUCCCUACAUGAACGGCCUGCUGCAUCUUGGACACGCGUUCUCACUGAGCAAGCUCGAGUUUGCCGCCGCCUACCACCGCCUGUGCGGGCGGCGCGUGCUGUUCCCGCAAGGCUUCCACUGCACCGGCAUGCCCAUCAAGGCGUGCGCGGACAAGCUGGACCGAGAAAUCAGCACCUACGGCUGCCCGCCCGUAUUCCCGUCGGAGGACGAGGCCGCGGCGGACGCGGCGCCCGCUGACGCCGACGCCGCUGCGGCCGCGGCCGCGGCGGACGCGCAGGCCGUCAAGUCGGACCCCACAAAGUUCAGCGGCAAAAAGUCAAAGGCGGCCGCCAAGAAGGGCCCGGGCGCCACCCAGUGGCAGAUCCUGCGGCAGAGCGGCAUCCCGGAGGAGGACAUCCCAGCGUUCAGGGAGUCGUCCCACUGGCUGCGCUUCUUCCCGCCGCUGGCGGAGCGCGACAUGCGCGCCAUGGGGUGCGGCGUGGACUGGCGGCGGGCGUUCAUCACGACGGACAUGAACCCUUACUACGACUCGUUUGUGCGGUGGCAGUUCUGGACCCUGUACAAGCAGGUGGGGCCGGCAGGCGUAGAGGGCUCCCCCCCUUGA